AUGUUACCUCAACAAUGUGAUGGCCCAGUAGUACCAAUACAUAAUUUCAAUUUGCGUGAGGCGGCCCAGUGUUUCACGACGGUAUGUAAUUUCAACGCUGAGGAACAUUGUCACAGCAACUACGAUGUUUGUUGCCCUCAGCAGCUUGCAUUGAAUCGCUGCUGCUGCUGUUACGAUGAUUGCAACUGCUGCUUGAUGGUGCCUUGUACGUGUUCUCCGACAAUGCCGUCUGAACGUCUCAAUACAAACCAUCAAAUCAUUUUAAACGCACGUUCGAAACUGCCAAGUUAUGCCGAUAUCACAAGUUCUUUAGUGAAUUUAGACUUGUACGAAGAUUUGAUAUCAAGAAGCAGAUCUUCUUUAUCUCAUUUACAACUUAGCAGCUGUAGUGACCUUCCGAGACGUGUUGCUGAUGAUUGUGAUAUCAAGCAAAGUUUAAGACAUGCAAUUGACCAAUGCAGUUCAAAUAAAAAAAUUCAAUUCAACGAACUGGAUAACCUCAUCAGUGCAAGUCGGUUUUCCCCCCCAAAAAAAGAAAUAAAAUUUGACAAAUGUGUUGAAAGCUACGAUCUGUGUGAGAAUCCAAUGCCUCCUCGAAUCCAACGUAACUUGAGCUUAGUGCAGAAUCUCCUGAACAAACGAGUGGCCAGUGGCGAGGAAUGCAUUCCUUGCCGCGACAGACGAAGCACGCUUAGUCAAUGCGUUCUCAAAAGUAAGAUGUACCAAUCAAAGUUGAAAAGUUGUGCGGAAAACUCGACGAACGGCGAUGAGGUUUGCUACAAAAUUACCAGCAGAGCAGGCGACGGUGGCGCGUCUAUGAGCAUGAGGAAUUAUAAGACGGUUUGCGACGACGAUAAAAUUACCUUCAAAUUCAACGAAAAUUCACAAUUUUAA
Molecule: messenger RNA, 894 nt
Organism: Helobdella robusta
Lineage: Eukaryota; Metazoa; Annelida; Clitellata; Rhynchobdellida; Glossiphoniidae
Exons: 1
Coding region: 1-894 (297 amino acids)
Source: RefSeq, a predicted model, not a curated record